CAGAGGCACGGUGGCCCCGGGCUGCAGGUCACAAACACAACUGAUCCAGAAGAACGUGUUGCGUUCAGUUUGACCUUGAGUUCUGUGUUGUGCACUUCAGGGCCACCGCACAGCGCGUCGGACUCCUGCACCAUGUUCAGUCGGCAGCCGUGUUUAAGUGACUUUACGUCCUGUGGCGUCCGGGCUGCUGCUGAUUGGACAGUUUCACUGUGAUCAGGAAAUAAAAGACUACACGAGAAGAGUCUCCAGUCAAAUGUGAUGAAAACAACCGGACGCACUUCUACGAACCUGCGCAAGUCUGUUGACAAAACUUUCAGCGGCUUCAUCACUUCCUCUUUCGACUGUUACAACCAGACGCUGCUGCUGCUUCAGUCGGCGGCUCGGCGGAGCUCCGCUCGGUGUUUAUCAGCGGGACGUUCUAAAACACUCGACGCGAAAAGGUCACGUCGUCGUCUUCUUCUGAAAAUGUCCCGGUUCUAAAGUGAGGGUGUGUCACUGUGUGUUGGCAGCAUGGGGAACCUGAUCAAAGUGUUGACCAGGGACAUCGACAACAACGGGGGAAACUUCUUCCUGGAUUUUGAGAAUGCUCAGCCCUCGCAGUCGGAGACGGCGGUGUGGGAGGAGGUGAACCAGGUGCUGACGGAGGCCCGGGUGAUUCUGGACGACCUGCAGACGUACCGAGGAGCGGGAGAGGAGAUCCGACAGGCCAUCCAGAGUCCAGGCGUGGAGCGCGUGCAGGAGAAGGCCUGGUCGUCCGUCGUCCCUCUGGUCGCUAAACUCAAAACCUUCUACGAGUUCUCCCAGAAACUCGAGUCCAGUCUGCUGCGGCUGCUCGUCGUCCUCACCUGCUCCGGAUCGACUCCCACUCAGCACUUGGAGCAGAAACAGGCUCUGGCUCGUCAGUUUGCCCACAUCCUGCACUUCACCCUGCGCUUCGACGAGCUCAAGAUGACCAACCCCGCCAUCCAGAACGACUUCAGCUACUAUCGCCGAACCAUCAGCCGCAUGCGGAUCAACAACCUGUCGGGCGACGCAGGCAGCGAGGUCAACAACGAGCUGGCCAAUCGGAUGUCUCUGUUCUACGCCAGCUCCACGCCGAUGCUGAAGACGCUGAGCGACGCCACGUCGAAGUUCGUCUCAGACAAUCCCGAUGUCCCGAUCGAGAACACGACCGACUGUCUGAGCACGAUGGCCUGUGUGUGUAAAGUGAUGCUGGAAACACCGGAGUAUCGCAGUCGUUUCACCAGUGAGGAGACGGUGUUGUUCUGCCUCCGUGUGAUGGUCGGCGUCAUCAUCCUGUACGACCACGUUCACCCGGCCGGAGCCUUCGUCAAGACGUCCAACAUAGACAUGAAAGGCUGCAUCAGAGUUCUGAAGGAGCAGCCGCCCAGCGGCGUGGAGGGACUCCUCAACGCCCUCAGGUACACGACCAAGCAUCUGAACGACGAGGCUACCUCCAAGCAAAUCAGAAGCAUGCUGCAGACAAACUAACUCCACGCUGCCGCUCCAGGGUUUCGUCCAAAAUUUCAAAAAGAACUACUGAACAAAACUUAAGCUAGUAUUUCCCUGUUUUUAUUUUAUUUUUGUAUUUUUUUACUCUUUUUUGUAAAAAAAAAAGUGGAGUGAACAUCACGUCAACAACAGCUAUGAUGCGUCAAUCAAUGAGACGAUUGGUUUCUUAUUACCAUUAUCAGAACAGUUGACUGUUUUUUUUCUGUCCUUUUCCCGCCAGCAGCUGAGACCCGUCAGUUCUCAGGGAUUCAGACACGUUGUAAUGCCGGACUCUCCCACGGCACGACCGAUCGUCCGACCGAUCAAAGCCUUGUGGGUGUAAUUCAGAAUUCAAGAAAAAUCGAUAGAUGCAGACUAUAUAUGUAUAUAUAUAUAUGUUAUGUCAGAAUCCAUGGAUGUGAUUAUAGUAUAAAAUCACCGUUAAUAUACAUUCAAAUGCUCUUCAGCCUCUUGUGGUCAAAAUUAGCAUUACAACAACAACCGAGGGAAGAAGGAGAACAUCAGGAACGACCGCGGACGUUCUGCUCCAGUGAAAAGAAACGGAUCCUGAAAACUGAAAACGCGUUUGUCCGUCAGCUCGUCGUUUUCUCCCGAUGUGACGUGAACGCAGCGUUGGCAGAUGUGUUAGCCGCCGCGUCGUGACAGAUAAACACGUCGUUUGUCACGAAGGAAUCCCAACACACGGUGUUCAGUAACAUCAACGCUGCCUGAUGAUCCUUCCUUUUCUCCGAACCUUCCUGCAUUAUAAAAAGUAAUCGACUGAUGUUUGUCUGCACAUCAAGUGUUAAUAAUGAAUUCAGCAAAAAUCUUUUUUCAUUUUCACUUCAAACAAAUUAAGCAAAUAUAAUUCAGGGCUGGCGUUGCCGCUCACUGUCUCCACGGCAACAUUUGACUUCCUGGUCCCAUUCAAAGUUUCUCUUCACACGAGUGAAGUUUUGAACGGGACAUUUGAGAAAAACACUCCAACACUGUAACAAACAUGCUAACUGCUAGCAUGCAGCUAGCAGAAGGAGCAGCACGGUGAUGAGGACGACGCGGUACUGAUGAUGAUGAUGAUGAUGAUGAUGGUGAUGAUGACUGGAAUCUAUUACAAGCUUUGUGAUUUUAUUUUGUCUUGUAUGUUGUCACCGCAGCUCCAGAGAUCCUGUGGCAUUAUGAUACAUUUUUUCAGGAUGUAUGUGUCGGCCAAAUAAAGUCUUUUAACAUUUUUAA
This is a messenger RNA of Scophthalmus maximus (turbot), 2724 nucleotides long. RefSeq names its product CYFIP-related Rac1 interactor B. The coding region runs from base 511 to 1491 and encodes 326 amino acids. Gene Ontology annotation, molecular function: small GTPase binding. Gene Ontology annotation, biological process: regulation of actin filament polymerization; positive regulation of T cell activation. The record is from RefSeq and is a predicted model, not a curated record. The transcript is spliced from 11 exons. NCBI's taxonomy places the organism in Eukaryota, Metazoa, Chordata, Actinopteri, Pleuronectiformes, Scophthalmidae.